UUGGCGGGUCCAACAGAAUGUUUCUCCAAAACCCAAAAACAAAAGCUAUGUCGUUUAAAACGUUCACAAUUCUCCAAUUCAGGAAUUUGUGAUUACCAGUAAAUUUUCUGAGAGCGAAUGGGCGAAAUCGAAAUUCAACACCCCUUUUCUCUUCCACCUCCGCCGCUGCCCCCUCUUCCUCCGUCGUCUUCGUCGCGCGACGACUCCGCUCCGCCGGAACCCUCAUCUCGGGACGAUCCUUCCCCUCCUUCCGCCCCUCCUUUCGAUCCUAGCCGAAUGAUUGGGAUCAUCAAAAGGAAGGCCCUGAUCAAAGAAUUGGCAGCUGCAUAUCAUGCUGAGUGCCUCACGUACUGCCAAGAACUAUUGGAACUUCAGAAAAAAAAUGACGAGGCAAGUGAUUUUCACAAUGCUCGUAAUAUCUCAGUGCUAUUUUCUGCAUUCCGUGCUCUUUUCAUAAUUUAUUCAUUCUGCCUCUAUGUUACUAUGGAUGUGUAUAUGAUGAUAUAUUAUUCUAGGGAAGGAUGAUAAAGAACCCUCGAUUCUGACCCCAAAACCUCUUAGUACUUCAGCAUGAUGAACAUUUAUGGUUGUUGUCGUCUAUUUUCUUGUCUACCUAUGUGCUAGAUGUUAGUUUAACUAGUGUGGUGCUGGGUCUGGUUUGAGCCGGGUUCAUCUUAUCAGUAGUCUGGUUUGGGUGAAGAAUCUCUCUGGUUUUAUUUGCUUUAGGUCAUUUUAUGGCAAUGUCUAUUCUGUGGUCAGUUCUUUUUCUUUAACUGAUAAUCUAACUGAUUAGCAAAGAAAGAAAAAGAAAAUAACACUCUAUUUCUCCCACUCUGUCAGCUGAUUUUAUCUGAACAAUUUACCAGCUUGUUUCUAGUUUCAGAAGCAGAAGGUUUCGUUUCAGUCUUACAUCAACUCGACAAUGUUUUAGGUUUCUCAAAUUUGUGACACUGUGUUUCUGUAUCAUUUUAUUUACAGAAGUUACAUACAACAAGUCUAUUCUGUUUAUCUCUAUUUUUCCCCUAAUGCAAACUUACAGAAUUAGGGAUGAACAAUUCAUGCAUGAUAAAGGUAUUUAUAGAUGUGAGGGAAAGGAUAGCUUUUGAAUUAGGGGUUAGGUGCAUGACCAUCCAAUGUGAACUCUUAGGAACUUUAUGAAACAACAUUUCCAUCUACUCAAGCAAUUAGGCAAUACAAUGAUACAAUUCGAAAAUUGAGCUAUACAAGAUAGUCCUUUCAUGUCAGUAAGUUGAUUGAGAGAAUGUACAUUAUUCAUGAUAUAAAUUUUUAGAUGUGUAGAUUUUAGGGGCUUCAGGCAUUAACUUUGUCAGCAAUUGCAUGAAGCCGUAGAUAAUGACAUGAUAUAUCCUAGACAUCGAAUAGGAUAUCUCCAAGCAGCAUUACAUUAAGUUGAACCAUAGUUUUUUUUAUCUACAUAAACAAAUUCCCUAUCCGUUUGUGCAAUUUCCCCUAGAAAUCCUACCGAUUAUUUAGAAGACAUGGUGCUCAGUAGUGUUUCAUCUGAUCUUACUUGGUCAAUAAUAUCCACUUGGGUAAUUAAUAUCUUCUUUGAAAUACAUGCAGCCAUUUACAGACAUAAAACUUCCGGAGGAGCCAAGGAAAGAAGCGCUAAGACCUGCCAAACGCGUCAAGAAGUCCCGCUAGGUGUCAAUACGAGUUAAACGUCUCUUCAUCCCGAUCCCAUUUACCAAUAUCAAAAAAGCAACAUCUCAGUUUAAGAUAUAUCGAUUAAAUUGUUGGUAUUUCCUUAUUCUGGCAGGCGCAUCGUGAUCUCUAGCAAAAACCAUGCUUAGUUCUUGAAGAAGUUCCGUGCCGAAUACAACAUCAAAGUUUAGUUUCUCUUCUGAUGAUUAUAUUUAACAAGAGGGAGCUAUACAAAGCACAGCUUGUAUUAAUGGCUUCAUCAGUUAUGUUGAGCCAUGUGAUGCUGGACUACGACCUCACGACAUGUCUACUUAUUGACUAAUAGAUGUAGAAAUGGGUGUAAUUUCAAACUUUGUAGCAAAUGGGUGGUUUAAUUUGUACCAUAAUCUUGUAUUAUAAUUGUUUAUCAAACUGUGACUAUUAUAACACGAUUAUGACUUAUGAAGCAUAUUUCUUUUGUUUCAGUAAAUCCUAGAAUAUUUGUA
Messenger RNA from Salvia miltiorrhiza (redroot sage), 2150 nucleotides. RefSeq lists its product as uncharacterized. Bases 118 to 525 code for a protein of 135 amino acids. NCBI's taxonomy places the organism in Eukaryota, Viridiplantae, Streptophyta, Magnoliopsida, Lamiales, Lamiaceae. The transcript is spliced from 2 exons. The record is from RefSeq and is a predicted model, not a curated record.